Molecule: messenger RNA, 1244 nt
Organism: Cynara cardunculus var. scolymus (artichoke)
Lineage: Eukaryota; Viridiplantae; Streptophyta; Magnoliopsida; Asterales; Asteraceae
Product: probable dolichyl-diphosphooligosaccharide--protein glycosyltransferase subunit 3B
Exons: 1
Coding region: 14-1063 (349 amino acids)
Cellular component (GO): oligosaccharyltransferase complex
Source: RefSeq, a predicted model, not a curated record
AGUAGAUCUAGGAAUGGCGAUUUCACCGAGAUCGGCUCCGACCCUUUUCCUGUUACUAACAAUCACACUUCUCUCUCAAUCCAGACCAUCAUUGUUUGCCGGCGCCGACAACGCCGAUGCAGAUCUACUUACCGAGCUCCAAUCCAUCCGAUCUCGCUCCUCCUCCGGCGUCGUCCACCUCAACGACAACCUCCUUCGCCGUAUCAUCACUACGAAACCCCGAUCUUUCUCUUUGAUCCUGUUCUUUGACGCCAUCCAACUCCAUGACAAAUCCGAACUCCACCUCAAAUCACUCAAAUCUGAGUUCUUCCUUCUCUCCAAAUCCUUCGGCAUCAACAAUCAAGAUUCUCAAUCAGCGCUUUCGAAACUCUUCUUCUGCGAUAUUGAAUUCGGUGAAUCGCAAUCAUCUUUUGCCCAAUUUGGUGUAAAUGCGUUACCCCACAUCCGCCUCCUUCCACCUGAUGCUUCCAGCUUGAAAUCCGACUCGAUCUCCAUGGACGCGGGAGACUUCUCACGUUUAGCCGAGUCCAUGGCGGAAUUUAUCGAGUCGAGAACUAAACUUACAAUGGGUGAAAUCCACCGUCCCCCAAUUCUUUCGAAAACCCAACUAGGGUUCUUAAUUGUUGUGUUCUUGAUAUCAUUACCAUUCAUGUUUAAAAAACUACUAGCUGGUGAAACACUUUUACAUGAUAAGAGGUUGUGGCUUUCUGGGUCUGUGUUUGUUUACUUCUUUAGUGUAUCGGGCACUAUGCAUAACAUAAUCCGCAAAAUGCCGAUGUUUAUAUCCGAUAGAAAUGAUCCAAGCAAGAUGAUCUUCUUUUACCAGGGGUCUGGAAUGCAGUUGGGUGCUGAGGGUUUCGCUAUCGGGUUCCUGUACACGAUUGUGGGGCUGUUGUUGGCUUUUGUUACUCAUGUUUUAGUUAGGGUAAAGAAUUCGAUGGCUCAGAGGACGAUCAUGAUUGUUGCCAUGAUUAUUUCAGUAUGGGCUGUGAGAAAAGUUGUGUAUUUGGAUAACUGGAAGACUGGGUAUGCUGUUCAUGCUUACUUGCCUUCAACUUGGUGAAGCAAUGAAAUCGGUUGGUUAUAGUUUUUUGAGUUGUAUCUAAUAGCUAUCCAUGGUUGAUAAGCUUAACUAUGCUAUAAUACAUGUCAUUGCUUCAAAUUGUAGGUUUAAACAAGUACUGGUUACUUUUAAUGCAUUCUUGUUUUAGAAUUAUGUGGGUGUUCAUGGCUCACUUGCAGGC